GCCCUCCAUGGUGAAUUGGGGAUCCGUAUUAAAUGGCGAGGGGAGCUUGUCAAACCGAGAUACCGAUUUCUGUGCUUGUACUUAAAUUCCAUCUUCUCUUUCUGCGUCGUCAACUUCAACGGUUGUGCGUCCUCCGUCUCCCAAGUACCGAGAAAGGGUUAAACUUCCUGCUGCCUGACCUGUCUGUCAAACUCGUGAGACAGACCAGACCAUUGGGCCCCGGAAAAAUCCCACCAAUAGCUAGCCAUGGGCGUAGCGAUCAAGUCCGAGGGGGCCACCAUCUCCCCGACUCGCGUGCUGCUCGGUGCUGUCGUGACCUUCGUUGCAACACACUGGAUUCUCGUCCUGACCGGCGCCUUCGUUGUGCGGUUGCUGUACAAGCGCUACGCCUCACCUCUGCGCCACUAUCCCGGCCCCUUCCUCGCCUCAUUCACCCGGCUCUGGAAGGUCAUCUCCACGGCAUCGGGCAAUACUCACCUCGAACACAUCGAGCUCCACCGCAAGUAUGGCCCCUUUGUGCGCAUUGCCCCCAACGAGAUCUCCGUGUCGUCCCCCGAGGCGGCACGCACGCUCCUGAGUGCGGGCAAGCGUUUCCACAAGACCGACUUCUACGGCGUCUUCCCGCCGCCCGAGAACCCCGAUAUCUUCACCGAGAUCCGCGAGGAUGUGCACGCGCAGAAGAAGCGCGUCGCCAACGUGCCCUACAGCAUGGCCGCCAUGCAACAGCUUAGCCCCUUCAUUAACGACACCAUCGAGGCCUUCAUGAGCAAGAUCGACCAGCACAUCGCCACGCACCACGACCGCGCCACCAAGGCCGGCUCCAUCUUCGACCUUGGUGCCUACCUGCACUAUUUCGCCUUUGACGUUCUCGGUGAGGUCGCCUUCAGCCGGAGCUUCGGCUUCCUGGCCGAGGGCCGCGACGUCGACAACGCCAUCAAGACGAUCGACAAGUCGCAGGCCUACAACGGCAUUAUCGGCCAGAUCCCCGAAUUCGACCACCUGCUCAGGAGGAACCCGCUCUGGAAGUUCAUCCCCGCCCUGAGCACCAAGAACGCCCUCAUCACCCGGAUGGCCCUCGAGGAGAUGGAACACCGCAGACCCUUCAGCAAGGACAACGCCGGCCUGGCGAGGAGCGGCGACGGGCGCCGCGAUCUGAUGGCCAGUCUGAUCCAGGGACACCUCAAGGACCCCGAGCGGUUCGCCGAGGGCGACGUGUUCGCCGUCGCCCACGGCGCCAUCUUUGCCGGCUCCGAUUCCACCGCCUCCACCAUGCAGUCCUUCUUCUGGCACGUUCUCUCCGACGCGAGGGUGUACGCCGCCUUGACGGCCGAGAUGGAGGCCGCCGUGCGGGACGGCGUCAUCCCCUCCAGCGGCAACCUGUCGUGGGCCGAGUCGCAGGCCCUGCCCUACUUCCAGGCGUGCCUGCGCGAGGCGAUGCGCGUGCGCCCGGCCGUCGGCCUCAACAUCACCCGCUACGUCCCGCCCGAGGGCGUCGAGCUCGACGGCAAGUUCUUCCCCGGCGGCACCCGCAUCGCCGCCAACGGCUGGGUCCUGCACCGCGACCGCGGAGUCUUUGGCGACGAUGUCGAUGUCUACCGGCCCGAGAGGUGGCUCGCUGACGAGGAGACGGCGAGGAUUAUGGACAGGUACAUGUUCCAGUUCGGCGGUGGGAGCCAUGUCUGCAUCGGACGCAAUCUGGCAUUGCUGGAGAUCAACAAGGUCUGCCCGCGCCUCCUGCGCGACUAUCGGUUCGAGCUCGCACACCCAAGCCGGCCGCUCAAGGCAUUCGCCACCUUCUUCGUCGUCCAGGAAGGACUGGAGGUGUAUGUGGAGAAGAAGAAGAACUGAGGAUGGAAGAACUGAGGAUGGAAGAACUGAGGAUGGAAGUAGUGAGGAUGGAAGAAGUGAGGAUGCACGAGGUCCCCUAGCUCCAGCUAUAAGGACCGUCUCUCCUAUGGC
Messenger RNA from Phialemonium atrogriseum, 1959 nucleotides. RefSeq names its product cytochrome P450. Gene Ontology annotation, molecular function: monooxygenase activity; oxidoreductase activity, acting on paired donors, with incorporation or reduction of molecular oxygen; heme binding. The transcript has 2 exons. NCBI's taxonomy places the organism in Eukaryota, Fungi, Ascomycota, Sordariomycetes, Cephalothecales, Cephalothecaceae. The record is from RefSeq and is a predicted model, not a curated record. Bases 247 to 1848 code for a protein of 533 amino acids.